This is a messenger RNA of Entelurus aequoreus (snake pipefish), 1165 nucleotides long. Its product is annotated as XK-related protein 7-like. The transcript has 3 exons. Gene Ontology annotation, cellular component: plasma membrane. Lineage: Eukaryota; Metazoa; Chordata; Actinopteri; Syngnathiformes; Syngnathidae. The coding region runs from base 20 to 1165 and encodes 381 amino acids. The record is from RefSeq and is a predicted model, not a curated record. Gene Ontology annotation, biological process: phosphatidylserine exposure on apoptotic cell surface; apoptotic process involved in development; engulfment of apoptotic cell.
CCGAUUCCACUGGCGGCUGAUGUUUGAGAGCGCAGACAUCACCAUGCUCCGCCUCCUGGAAGCUUUCCUCAAGUCGGCGCCACAGCUGGUCCUCCAGCUCAGCAUCAUGAUCCACGGGAACGCCGUACUGCCGCUGCAAGGUCUGUCGGCCUCAGCCUCUCUGGUGUCGCUGGCCUGGAUGAUCGCGUCCUACCAGAAGGUUCUGAGGGACUCGCGUGAUGACAAGCUGCCCAUGUCCUACAAGGCUGUCAUUGCCCAGAUCCUGUGGCACCUGUUCACCAUAGGGGCCAGGACCGUGGCCUUCGCCCUCUUCGCCUCAGUCUUCCAGCUCUACUUUGGAAUCUUCAUCGUCAGUCACUGGUGUAUAAUGACCUUCUGGAUCAUCCAAGGCGAGACAGACUUCUGCAUGUCCAAGUGGGAGGAAAUAAUCUACAACAUGGUGGUGGGUAUCAUCUACAUCUUCUGCUGGUUCAACGUCAAGGAAGGGCCUAGCCGCCUCCGCAUGACCGUCUACUACGCCGUGACGCUGGCCGAGAACGUGGCGUUGACGGCCGCCUGGUACACGUACCGCGGCCCGCAUACCUCCGACUCCUACGCCCUGGUGGUGGUGUGCCUGGUGGCCUGCAGCUUCGCCCUGGGGACGUUCUUCAUGCUGGUCUACUACUGCUGGCUGCACCCAGACGGGCCAGUCCUGGGCACAAACUGGGCAGGGUGUGUAGAUGAGGGCAUGGUGGGCGCAGGCGGGGUGGCGGGUGUCAUCGAUGCCUGCCUCACCCCAUCUCAAGGCUCGCAAACAGAUAUGGUGAUCACCAGUCCUCCCAGGACUCUCCCCAGGACUAAAGACACGGGGGACAUGGUUCCAGGGGAGCAGGAAAGGGACAGGGAGAGGGAUCGGGACAGUUGCCUGCCAGUCUUUCAGGUGCGUCCGUCUCCUUCAUCCUCUCCGGCACUCCUUCACAGGACCUCCUCCUCACAAGAGGGACCUGUGAUCCGGAUUGACCUUCCGAGGAAGCGAUAUCCGGCCUGGGAUGCCCACUUUAUCGACCGGCGUCUCCGCAAGACCAUUCUCCUUCUGGAGACCACAUCGGCGGUCAGUCCCAGGAUACAGUACAGGAGUAGCAUGAUGGGCAGUAAGGAGGUGCUUGAGUACGAGACUACGGUUUAA